Molecule: messenger RNA, 3897 nt
Organism: Physella acuta
Lineage: Eukaryota; Metazoa; Mollusca; Gastropoda; Physidae
Source: RefSeq, a predicted model, not a curated record
CAGGAACUAGUCAAAACACAAAGUGUCCUACUUGCCAAAAUCACCUCCAUAUUUUAUUUUAGAAAUGUCCGAGUUUAAGUUUUUAUGCAAGAUCAAAUAGACGAGAGUUUAUCUCCAGAUGAUUUGGUGAAACAAUUUAAAAACUGCAUCAACAGCCUGAUAGAAUGUAGAGAGAAAAAUUCGGUUCGUCGCGAGGUAGAGAACCUGCUCCAGACCGUUUUCAAAUUAGGAAUAAGGAAUAUAGAUUUUACUCGAAUACAAAACUUUAAAACUCUACUGAACCGGUGCAGCGAUUCUAUAGACAACACUAUCUAUCACCACGGCAACUCGUUUGAUGUCGACUACGUCCCAAAAUACUUGAUUCUAAGAUCUGGGUUGCAGUUUUUGAUAGACGCUGAUGAAUCUUUUAAAGCUGAAUGCGAGAGUGAGGAUUCUUACUUAUACAGUUCUAUUCAAUUAUUAAACGAAGGUUUUGAUAGCUGGAAAAAUAAUAUUGAAAUUGGUGGUUUCUACAACAUCACUCAUUCACCAGAAGAGCUACAAAAACCUGUUGGGGUACCAGCCACUCAUACUUGGUGGACUGUAGGAGACUGAUAUUCACUUCCUAUUUUUCUGUAUCAGAAAUGGAUACCCAAAGUCAAAAGGAUGCUGAAUUUAUUCAGAAAACAAUAGGGAAUUAUCUUAAAGACCAUCACUGGACUGUAUCGAUGGCUUCAAAAGAAUUCCUUUGGGAUCAGUUAGCAUUUUCAUUUUUUGCUGACUCAAAGCCAACGUUUACUAAGGAACAAGUUGAAAUUAUCCAAAAAAUCACCGACAAAUGUAUGAAACAAAUAAAUAAUAGCACAGACAGUGUGAGUUUUUCGUUAAUUUUUAUGUACGUUGAACCAGAAUCAGCUCAACCUGGCGUCUUGAUACCUCUGGUGAGGUUUGUACAGGAAUUAGACGCUAAUACUUGUUUUAUCGAUUACACUGGCAGAGAGUACAAAUCAUGGGAUGAUUUUAUCAGCCAAAGCAAUGAAGGGUGCAAAUCUUUUUAUGUACCUUCAAAUGGACAAUACACGUCUGAUAAGGAUCUUCAUUAUCUUAAAACACAGUUAAAAGAUAAUUACAAAAAAUUUCAACUGCGUUACGAUAGCGAAAAUACACCUUCAAACAAUCACGAAGAUCUUAAGAAUGCGAUUGUGGAAGAUUUUAAAAACAUCUCGAAAACUUUUAAACUCAAUGGUUCAAAACUAUUCAAACAGAAAAUUCGGCUUUGGUUUUACCAAUACAUGAUCGAUUUCAACGUGGUAAAAGGCAUAACUACUUCUAUCAAAGAACAAUUUCCAGAUCCUGAUGAAAUUAAAAAGUUGGAUAUGCUGCUUAAAGGAUUUAAAGAAGUAACAGGAGAGACUCGCAAAUAUCUUGGCAAUGCUUUAUUCAUAAAAGAUAUCCAACAUAUACUAGAGUGCAGUGAACGAUUUAAAAAGCUGACUCUUUCUGAUGAAGGAUUUGGAUUGGCUUGUGGACUCGAACUUCACUCUAAGACGUUUGUGCAACUAACUGAAGAUGAAAAAAACAUAAUUCUUGAGCCAGGUAAAGAAAUAGCGGAAAGAAAAACUCUAGGUAAAAACUUUAAAGAGGUAUUGAAAACAUACAGUUUUCAAUUUAAAAUUGAAAUUCAUAAAGCAGAAGUAAAUAUCAAAAAGUUACUGAAAGUAGAAGAUUACAAUAACUUUUUACUAAAAGAUAAACUUUUAUGGGAAAAUUUGAAACAAUUCCAAAUAAUACGACUUCACGGCGUACUAAAAAACAGCUGUAAAUCUGAUGAUACAUUCAUUCAGCUGGGGAUAACUUUUGCUGAAAGAUUAGAAUGCCAAGAUUUUGACCAAUUUAUUGCGGCUUUAGAAUAUGCAACAAAAUUACUAAAUGAUAAAAUCAACGAGUUACGGGAAGAAUACAAAAAAACAAGAGUCAGAAAGACAAACCACGACUUAAAGAUUGAAGGUGACAAAUUUAUCCGAGAACACAUUGACGAAUUCUGCAACAAUUUCACGGAAUUAAUGUUAGAAUGUGACAAACAUAAGAACGAAAACCUUGCUUUUUGUGACUUGAUGGUUGCUGCUUAUCACUAUAAGAAACAUGCAGAAGAGUAUUCUUCAAGGGAGCUUACAGUGAAGGAAUAUUUAGAUAUAGCCAGAACUAUUUUGUGUAAAGACGACAUAGAAUUUGUAUGGUCACAAGAUGGAUGCGCCAAGAAAUAUUACGUGACAGACACAAGCCAUGGUGCUACAGCUAUCCGGAUAGAUCGAGCCGAUGGGAAAUGUAUGAUUGCUUCGUUAAUGUUUAAGAUGAAAUGAGCAAAACUCGAACAUUGCGGAAAAUAGUUUCCCCAGCAUGUGAAACGUUGUGUGUGAAAUCAUCAAGACUUACAUAGAAUAGUAAACACGGCAAAAACAGUGAUAAAGUACAUUGAAUGGCAUGCCAAAGAACAUGUUUACCAAGAACAAUCUUUUAUAAUAGAAAAUGUGUCAGUAAGCAUUAACAAUUUAUGUUUCUUUUGCCUAAAUGUUAAUUCUCUUCUAAGGCGAAUAUUAAGUCAGUAAGGGACCAGCAUUGUAACCAUCAGUUAAUGUACAGGGUUGAUUAUUUCGCAGUCAUGAACCUUAACUUUAUAGCACUCAGUGGUAUUAGAGCGGAAUUCAAUUUAUAACCAAAAAAAAAUUCUUGAUUUGAGUUUUUAGUACAACGUAGAGAGACUUUUUUGUGUAUUUUAGAAUGCUUGUUAUAUAUUGUAAAAGUGUAGUAUAAUAACCUGCAUCCUACAAUAUUUACUUUUUAAUCUCCUAUCCUUUUACAUGUUUUCCUUCCAAGAUAUUUAUUUUAACGUUCUGCCAUUGAUAUUAUACAUUUUCUUAAUCUUUUUUUACCACCGGUUGAUUAUUUUAUUUUAAACUCAAUAAAUAAAGGCCACUUACCCAUUAUGAGGCGUAUUUUUUAGUAACUGUACCAGUUUAUCAUUUUUAUUAGUGUGUCAUUAAGAGGUUUGAAGAUUAAUUAUAACAAAGGAUAUCGUGAAAGUAAUUUAAGAAAUAGCAGAAAGACAAACUCUAGAUAAAGGCUUUUAAGAUUUACUGAAACAUAUAGCUUUCAAUUUAAAAAAGAAAUUUAUUUUUGAAGCAGAAAUAAAUAUAAAAAAGGCACUGAAAGUUGAAAUAAAUUUAUAAUUACCGGCAUGCAAAAAACACACAAGUAAAUCUGAUGGUUAUUUCAUUCAGCUGGGGACAACAUUUGCUGAAAGAUUAGAAUGACAGGAGUUUGACCAAUUUUGUGCGGCAUUCAAAAUGCAACAAAAUUAUUUAACGACAGCGCGAGCGAGAUACGAAAAAAACAUUAUAAUAAAAGUAAAGUAAAAUAUAAGCAAACAAACAAAACAUCGACGAAGUUACUUUAAACUCAGGAAAACAUUCGCCCCAAAUAACUACAUCACUACUUCCACUCACAUACAACAACCAUUCACUGCACUUAAAUAACCCAGCCACCUACAAUAACUCAGCUCAUUUGCAUAUAAGUAGCAACACUAUCCCAGAAGUAACAACUACAGCUGAACUCUACUUCCCAGCGACCUUAAGGGUACUUUUACGUUUUUAUAUAAAAAUAGAGUUUUUAUUAUGUUUAAGAUUUCAACUCGAUGUAUGUGUUUAUUAUGAAAUGGCAAUGUUAUAGAUUAGUGUUUUAUAUUUUUAGCUUUCUUUCAAUGAUUGUGCUUAUAUUUUAAUACUUAAUUAUCCACGCAGUAUGGUACUAAACUCCCAUGCUCAUGUAUUUAUUUAUUUAAACAAAAAGCAAAGGCUUGUAUUAAGUAGAAUAAGCACGUUUCUUUUAAGAUUGUGUGUGCAUGCAUGUGUGUCUGUGUGU